AUGGCUGACCCAAUGACACAAGAUUCAUUCCCCGUCCCGGAUCCCACAAUCGUGGAUCCUUCGGCUGUACGGAACGGCGGGUGCCCUCCUCAUGCGAAUCUAUCCAAAAAACCGAGUCAGGACGACCCUUUUAACAUGGACCGGGACCAAGAGAUGAGAAUCAGCGACAGCGUUGAUGGUCAAGGUAGUAAGUAAUUCAGGGAUUACAAACUUUAUUGUUGUAAAAGUAAAUCCUCACCUUGAGGUGAUUGAUGUGCGCUUCUGGAGUUUAUAGAAUCUGGAAAGUGGUUUUGAUAAAUUAUUAAUUUGGUAAAUUAUUAAUGUGUUGCUAUAAUAACUUAUGUGCAUAACAUCAGAGACAUGGAAAUUUGGCAAAUAAAUUUGAGAUAAAUAAUAGGCAAGCAUCGCUGUCUCUAUAGAGCUCUCUUCUUGUCAAGGUGUUGUGUCUGACAUUACCUAGGCUAUUCCUUCCAGAUGGAUCACCAAAACCCUUAUGUGAAUUUGUAGACGUUAUCAAACAAUAAAAAAAAUGAAUGUACAUUUUGAACCAGAACUCAAUGUGUGAAAUCUUUUUUAGAGAGAGAUAAUAAGAUGCGGUGGUUAUGAAAAUGCCCUCAAUGUUCAGAAGUUUUGUCUCACACACACACACACACACACACACACACACACACACACACACACACACACACACACACACACACACACACACACACACACACACACACACACACACACACACACACACACACACACACACAUAAGGUCUAAACAUAACCUAUGCUAUACAGUAUGCUUGAGAUCGCUUUCACAAGUUUUAUCAUAAUCCCUUUGUUAUCCCCAUGGAUAAUUGUAUAGAAACAAAUAUUCUAACAUAGAUAUGACCAAGACCCCUAUCAUAACAUUCCAACAUAGAUAUAACCAAGACCCCAAUCAUAACAUUCCAACAUGGAUAUAACCAAGACCCCAUUCAUAACAUUCCAACAUAGAUAUAACCAAUACCCCAAUCAUAACAUUCCAACAUAGAUAUAACCAAGACCCCAAUCAUAACAUUCCAACAUAGAUAUAACCAAGACCCCAAUCAUAACAUUCCAACAUAGAUAUAACCAAAACCCCAAUCAUAACAUUCCAACAUAGAUAUGACCAAGACCCCAAUCAUAACACUCCAACAUGGAUAUAACUAAGACCCCAAUCAUAACAUUCCAACAUAGAUAUAACCAAGACCCCAAUCAUAACAUUCCAACAUAGAUAUAACCAAGACCCCAAUCAUAACAUUCCAACAUAGAUAUAACCAAGACCCCAAUAAUAACACUCCAACAUGGAUAUAACCAAUACCCCAAUCAUAACAUUCCAACAUACACUUUAUAUGACUGGACACAUAAGCAAAAUCUUUUUUAAUAUGACUCAAAUUGGUAGCCUACUCUGCUGACACUGACAAACAGAUCAGUAAAAACGACCGUGUCUUGAAUGCAACUAUCUAAUCCAGGCUUACAAAAAGGGGAGACACAAAUUGACAUCCAUUACAUUUUUACAUUUUAGUCAUUUAGGAGACGAUCUUAUCCUGAGCGACUUACAGUUAGUGAGUGCAUACAUAUUCAUACUGGCAUCCAUCUAGCCUGGAGGAGGAAAUUGUCCCUAUAAGUGCCUAUAAGACAGACUACUGUUCUCUCAAUUGGAAGUUCAACAUUUUGAUAACUAGAGACAGAUUAGAGUCUUUUCCUUGUUUUGUCUUUUCAGCAAAAGCCAUUUGCUUUCUAAACUAUGUUUCCUACGAUUGUAUUUUGAAAUAUUGUGAUAGGCCUAUUUAACUGCUUUUCACUGACCGCUGCAACUCAAUCAAUCAAUCAAUCAAUCAAUUUUAUUUUAUAUAGCCCUUCUUACAUCAGCUAAUAUCUCGAAGUGCUGUACAGAAACCCAGCCUAAAACCCCAAACAGCUAGUAAUGCAGGUGUAGAAGCACGGUGGCUAGGAAAAACUCCCUAGAAAGGCAAAACCUAGGAAGAAACCUAGAGAGGAACCAGGCUAUGAGGGGUGGCCAGUCCUCUUCUGGCUGUGCCGGGUGGAGAUUAUAACAGAACCAUGCCAAGAUGUUCAAAAAUGUUCAUAAGUGACAAGCAUGGUCAAAUAAUAAUCAGGAAUAAAUCUCAGUUGGCUUUUCAUAGCCGAUCAUUAGAGUUUAAAACAGCAGGUCUGGGACAGGUAGGGGUUCCAUAACCGCAGGCAGAACAGUUUAAACUGGAAUAGCAGCAAGGCCAGGCGGACUGGGGAUAGCAAGGAGUCACCACGGCCGGUAGUCCCGACGUAUGGUCCUAGGGCUCAGGUCUCUCAGUUGGCUUUUCAUAGCCGAUCAUUUAGAGUUGAAAACAGCAGGUCUGGGACAGGUAGGGGUUUCGUAGCCGCAGGCAGAACAGUUGAAACUGGAAUAGCAGCAAGGCCAGGCGGACUGGGGGCAGCAGGGUGUCAUCAUGCCCGGUAGUCCUGACGUAUGGUCCUAGGGCUCAGGUUCUCAGAGAGAAAGAGAGAACGAGAGAAUUAGAGAGAGCAUACUUAAAUUCACACAGGACACUGGAUAAGACAGGAGAAGUACUCCAGGUAUAACCAACUAACCCCAGCCCCCCGACACAUAAACUACUGCAGCAUAAAUACUGGAGGCUGAGACAGGAGCGGUCCGGAGACACUGUGGCCCCAUCCGAAGAAACCCCCGGACAGGGCCAAACAGGAAGGAUAUAACCCCACCCACUCCGCCAAAGCACAGCCCCCGCACCACUAGAGGGAUAUCCCCAACCACCAACUUACAAUCCUGAGACAAGGCCGAGUAUAGCCCACAGAGGUCUCCACCACAGCACAAACCAAGGGGGGGGGGGGCGCCAACCCAGACAGGAAGAUCACGUCAACAAUCAGCUAGCCUAUUUGGUAAGCUAUUUGCUGCGUGCGCUGCCCAAAUUGUGCGCUUAAAACAAUCCACAGUUAAUUUUUAAAAGAUGCUAAUGAUCCUCUGUGGCCAAAUCAUGCUCUCUGGUGUAGUAUUUUGAAUGAUUUCAUUUAUUUAUGUAUAGGCGCAAGUAAUUUAUAUAGCUACUUUUGGCAAAUGUAAUUAAAUUUACUUUAGGGGAAGCUAACUUCCCCUGGCCUAUGCCAACAUCAAUGUGAAAGUAACCAGUGAAUAUAACAGUUGCUGGCUGCAAGGCUUACAAGGCCGAGUUCAAAUGCUGACAUCAAAUUCAAUUGGUGCACUGCCUGACUGUCUGGCACGGCUCUGCUCCCUGACAGAAAGGCAUCAGGCUGGCAGCUGCUCUCCGAGCUGAUCUCUGCAUGGUCCUAAAGCCAUCCACCCAACCAAUACUCUAAACAGCCAUUGCAUUUUAAUCAGGACUGGAAUGAUUUUCGUCUUCCUAUAUGUAGCCUACAUUUACAUUUUUGGUCUUGAGCUAGGGUUAGGCCCAGCCAUACCCAACUGAGGCCUCUGUCAUAGGGUGACCAGAGCAGAUGUAAUGAGAUGGUAACUAAAGAGAGUCUAUGUAGGAGUACUGUACACAGAAAAAAAAGGCGCUUGCUAGAACCUAAAAUGGUUCUUCAGUGGUCCCCAUAGGAUAACAUUUUGAAUAACCCUUUUUGGUUCCAGGCAGAACCCUUUUGGUUCCAGGUAGAACAAUUUUGGUUCCAGGUAGAACCCUUUUGGGUUCCAUGUAGAACCCUUUCCACAGAGGGUUUUAAAUGGAACCCAAAAGGGGGACAGCCGAAGAACUCUUUUGGAACCCUUUUUUCUAAGAGUGUAGGUGCUGAAGCUCUGGCUGGCCAGGUCUCUAAUGAGGCCCAGUCAAUGCGUUAGAGAGCCUUAAUGAUGCUCGUUGCCCAUAGGGAUGAGUCUGAAGCAUAGCGACUGGAAAGAGAUGAGAGACAGGGACAUCAAGGAGGAAAUGUUUUUGAACGGUUUCAAUUAAAACAGUAGAGCCUCUCUGCCCCCCAUCUGUUAUAUCAUGUGUUACCUGGAAUCACCCCAACCAAUUCAUUCAGUGCUUUGAAUAAUUUAUGCGUUUUUAAUUGACAGCUGGCAAUACAGGGGACUGUGGGGAGGAGUGGAAUGUCAGAGUGAAUUGAGAUUGUUGGAACCACCUUUUAAAGCAGGUUGACAUUUUAUUGUCAUGAGUCUUGUCCUGGAGGCAGCACUGAACGAUUUCCCCUUAGAUAGAUCAGCUGCAAAGUCAAAACUGGCUAUACUGUAAAAAAUCUUGAAAUUUUUUUGUGCUUAAUUUAAGGUUAGGUUUAGGCAUUAGGGUUAGCAGUGUGGUUAAGGUUAGGGAUAGGCUUAAAAUCAGAUGUUAUGACUUUGUGGCUGUGCUAGCUAGUAACCAGCUGCCUCCAGAACAAGAUUCAUGACGAAAAAUCCUAACCUGCCCUUUUAAAAGGGAGGGUUCCAUGGGUUUUUCAGAAAAUGUGUUAACAUUCUAUUAGGGAGAUUACGGUCAUAGCCUAGCGUGCCAUUGGAAUCUAAUCACAUAUUCAUUAGAGGGCGAAAAUUGGAAUUACUUCCAAUUUGAGUAUGUUUAAGAUUAUGAACAUGUAGUGAGGUAAUCUAGUUAAUCCACAAAAACCAACAUGGAUUGAAAAUCAAUGUAUUUCUAUGGUAUUAAUUAAACACACGCUUAAGACAAGGGUUCUUUGUAAAGCAAGUUCUACCUAAAACCUUUUUCUCCUAAGAACCAUUUUUCGAAGAAAGGGUUCUUUGAUGAUUCUUUGGAAGGCAAGAUGGGUUCUACAUAGAUCCCUUCUGAAUAAGAUUUUUUACUGUAUUUGUUUUCUUUCUUUUAAAUAGUGCCUGAGCAUUAGUGUUUACCUCAGUGUUUAAACUUUAACAUCAGGGGUUUGAGUAAUCUGGUAAAUUUAAAAAGAGGUGUGUGAAUGUUUUAAACUGUACCUAUAUGGGAAUAUUUGUGCACAUAUCUGGUAUUCCCUUAAUAAUUUAUAGCAGGUUGAUUUUCAGAAUUGUUUAUUUAAAUAUCUGUGUUUUUGCUAAAAUUGUAGUUAUUUAUCUUUGUGUAGCAUAAGAUCAAUCAAUCCAGUUUACAUCAUUUAGGUAGUCUCAAUAAUCAAUCUUCCCUACCCUGGCAGUUAAUCUGAAUUCAGGUUGCAUGUUGGAUAUUGUAUCUUUGGCUGGAUUCCAAUAGGAAUUACACAUCACUUUGUAAACCAGCAUAAUGUGACUUGCAGGCCUAAUAUGGCCUGUAAACCAGUAGUUUCCGACCUUCAUAGAGGGUUCUAGGUAGAACCUUUAGAGGAUAAAAGGCCAAUUUUUGUCGUAGCUAAUGGUCGGGGGGCCGGAAAAUAAUGACAAUACACAGGACACUGCAAAUUGACCACAACUAAGCCCAAAAAGAGAUUGUGUUUGAAAAUAACAAUCAUUUCAUACACCUUGAUUGCAUUGAGCCACGAUCACAUAUGUCCAUUUGUUAAAUACAUUUUUUAUUUGUGGGAAUACUUGGAGACAGAUUUCUUAUAUAAAAACGUUGGGUGAACCAAGAAUAGUUUCGGCCCGCGAGUCGCCUCUUGCUGACCCCUGCCCUAUGUGGACAAACCAAAGAACACUAUAUGGUUCUACUUUGCACCUUUUUUUCUAAAGUCGUAGUCAGCCUACAUACUGUGAUCUUUACCCUCCAUAAUUCUGGGAAAAGGAAAGUACGAAUCAUCCAAUGUAUGCAGUUUAUCAUCAAAUGUAGGGUCAGUAUCUAUGAUGUUUGUGUGUGUAUGUCUGUGUAUGUGUAUCUGUGUGUGUGUGUGUGUGUGUGUGUAUGUUUAUGUCUGUUUAUGUGUAUGUCUGUGUGUGUGUGUGUGUGUAUGUGUGUGUGUGUGUGUGUGUGUGUGUGUAUGUCUGUGUGUGUGUGUGUGUGUAUGUCUGUGUGUGUGUGUGUGUGUGUGUGUGUAUGUCUGUGUGUGUGUGUGUGUAUGUGCUGUGUGUGUAUGUGUGUAUGUCUGUGUGUGUGUGUGUGUGUGGUGUAGGUCUGUGUGUGGUGUGUUGGUGUGUGUGUCUGUGUGUGUGUGUUGUGUGUGUAUGUCUGGUGUGUGUAUGUGUGGUCUGUCUGUGUGUGUUGGUGUGUGUGUGUGUAAGGUCUGUGUGUGUGUAUGGGUGUAGUUCUGUGUGUGUGUAUGUUUAGAGGAAGUGAGUGAUAGAGCAGCAGGGAAGAAUGCAGCUUCGUUCAACUCACAUGAUCCACAUCUAGGAUCAGCAGAGGAAGCAUGUGCCCAACAACCUCCCCUCCAGCCAUGCACGCAAACACACACCACACUCAUGCACCCCCCCCCCCCCACCCGCGCGCGAGACACACACACACACACACAUGCCACACGCGCGCGAGCAACAAACACAAACAAAACAACACACCACACACACACACGCGCAUGCACACGCGCGUGAGCACACACACACACACACACACACACACACACACACACACACACACACACACAACACACACACACACACACACACCACACACGCGCGCAUGCACACGCGCGUGAGCACACACACACACACACACACACAGAGAGAGAGCUGCUAUUAACUCUAUCCUAUAAGAACUGUAUGGAGCUGGGGCAUGUGACUCUGCACCACCAAUUAGCCUACUCUUCUUAAAGCUGACCUAAAGACCACGAUGCGAUGUAGGGUAAGGGGGAUUUUGCACUUUACUUUCACCCCUGACUGACUCGGUUCGAGACUCAUCCCUGAGGACACUUGAACAUGUGAUUCCCUUUGAUUUCCAUUUGGAAGAACUAAUGUUGCUGUAACACAGCUAGACAAGCUGAUUUUAGGUCAGAGUUCAACAAGUGAUCAGAUCUGUGUGGUCCUGAUAACAUUCCUGCCUCCCACUGAACUCAAAUCAAUGCAUGAAAGGACUGAGAUAUGAGCUGGUAAAUAUUUCACUACGAUUGUACGCAACUUUACGAUCUCCAGUCAGUCAGCAUGUAUAAAGGGCUAAGAGUCUCAGUGCUCAUUCACACAAACCCACAUGGCAAUGAAGAGGGAAGCACUGGCAGAUUCAUAAUCCCAACAUCUAGUAUUGAGGGUCUCUGUGCUGUAAGUCUCUUUCUCUCUCUCUCUCUCUCUCUCUCACCUCAUCUCUCUCUCUCUCUCUCUCUCUCUCAAACGAUCCCCUCUCCUCUCUCUCUUCCUCUCGGUCCUCCCCUCUCCUCAUCUCUCUCUCUCUCCUCCUCUCUCUCGCUCUCUUCUUCUUCCUUCUUCUUCUAUUCUUCUUUCUCCUUUCUUUUCUUUCUUCUUUCGUUCUUUUCUUUCUUCUUUCUUUCUUUUCUUUUUCUUUCUUGCUUUCUUUCGUUGAUUUCUUCCCUUUCUCUUUCUUUCUUCUCUUUCGUUCUCUUUCUUUCUUUCUUAUCUGUAGCUGUGUUGUACCUCACUGGGAUUCAUGCACACUUUACCUUCCUACAACACUGCAAAUUACAUCUUCAACAGCCAAGUGCUUUCUGGGGGAAGGGGAAGGAGGAGAACUAACUCCAUUGUGGUUUGAAGCGGUGUUAAUUAGCCCUUGUUGUAGCACAUUGUUCACCUCCUGCCUUUGGCUAGAUGUGCAUGGGGAUAGCCAUUAAUCCCAGUUUCUCACCUCUCCACAGGCCUGCUGGAGAGCAGCAUGCGAUUAAAGCCCCACGAGGCUCAGAACUACAGGAAGAAGGCAUUGUGGGUGUCUUGGAUCUCCAUCGUGGUGACAAUCAUCCUGGCAGUGGCAGCCUUCAGUGAGUACAUACCAUUCAAUGGUAUCCUUUAA
Molecule: messenger RNA, 7765 nt
Organism: Coregonus sp. 'balchen'
Lineage: Eukaryota; Metazoa; Chordata; Actinopteri; Salmoniformes; Salmonidae
Source: the annotation of a GenBank genome assembly